Messenger RNA from Molossus molossus (Pallas's mastiff bat), 4928 nucleotides. RefSeq names its product solute carrier family 25 member 36 (gene SLC25A36). Gene Ontology annotation, cellular component: mitochondrion. The transcript is spliced from 7 exons. NCBI's taxonomy places the organism in Eukaryota, Metazoa, Chordata, Mammalia, Chiroptera, Molossidae. The record is from RefSeq and is a predicted model, not a curated record. Bases 536 to 1321 code for a protein of 261 amino acids. Gene Ontology annotation, biological process: pyrimidine nucleotide import into mitochondrion. Gene Ontology annotation, molecular function: pyrimidine nucleotide transmembrane transporter activity.
UCUGUGAAAUGUUUGUACAUGUGGGUAUAAUGCAUUGUGAUAUAAAAUAUUUCUCAUGGGUUGAAGUCAAAGAUUGAAAGCCACUGAUAAAAGGGAGAGAAAGAGCUGGACUAAUAGUCAGGAGAUAUGGUUUGUUCUUUAAGUGACUGGCUGUCAACCUGGAACAAGUAAUUUUCCUUUUCAAGAUUUCUUUCCUCACCUACAAAAUAAGGAAGUUGGACCAGAUACAUUUUCUCCUCUCUCUUAAAUCCUAGGAUAGCAGGUGAUACAGUGCUUAUUCAUUCAUUCAACAUAUGAGUGUUUGCUAUGUCACAGGCAUUUUCAGAGGUUCUGUUUCACAGUAGUGGAUAGAAAUCGCUGCCUUGCUGAUGCUUACAUUAUAGCAUAAGUAGCAGUAUGUGCUGUAGAGAAGAACAGUGUAAGAAGAUGUGGUGGGACCGUGGGAGCUAUUCUGACAUGUCCACUGGAAGUUGUGAAAACACGCCUACAGUCAUCUUCUCUGACGCUUUAUAUCUCUGAAGUUCAGCUGAACACCAUGGCCGGAGCCAGUGUCAACCGAGUAGUGUCCCCUGGACCUCUCCAUUGCCUAAAGGUGAUCUUGGAAAAAGAAGGGCCUCGUUCCUUGUUUAGAGGAUUAGGCCCCAAUUUAGUGGGGGUGGCUCCAUCAAGAGCAAUAUACUUUGCUGCUUAUUCAAACUGCAAGGAAAAGCUGAAUGGUAUAUUUGAUCCUGAUUCUACCCAGGUACACAUGAUUUCAGCUGCAAUGGCAGGUUUUACUGCAAUCACAGCAACCAACCCCAUUUGGCUUGUAAAGACUCGGUUACAGCUUGAUGCAAGAAACCGUGGAGAAAAGCAAAUGGGUGCUUUCGAAUGUGUUCGUAAAGUGUAUCAGACAGAUGGACUUAGAGGAUUUUAUAGGGGCAUGUCUGCUUCAUAUGCUGGCAUAUCAGAGACUGUUAUCCACUUUGUUAUUUAUGAAAGUAUUAAGCAAAAACUACUGGAAUAUAAGAUUGCUUCUACGAUGGAAAAUGAUGAUGAGUCUGUAAAAGAAGCAUCCGAUUUUGUGGGAAUGAUGCUGGCUGCUGCCACCUCAAAAACUUGUGCCACAAGCAUAGCAUAUCCACACGAAGUUGUAAGAACAAGACUACGUGAAGAGGGAACAAAAUACAGAUCAUUUUUUCAGACACUAUCUUUGGUUGUUCAAGAAGAAGGUUAUGGGUCUCUUUACCGUGGUCUAACUACUCAUCUGGUGAGACAGAUUCCCAACACAGCCAUUAUGAUGGCCACCUAUGAAUUGGUGGUCUACCUCCUCAAUGGAUAACAACAUCAGGCCACCAAAGUAUAAAGAGGGAAGACCAAAAGAUUACAGUGGACCAUGGAGUAUUGGAACCAGCGUGGUGGACAGAAGAAAAAUGUUUUGGGAACGUGUAACUAAGUGGAAAUGGUUGUCGGAAUUCAAAUAACCAUAACCACAUUACUUGAUCUUUUCAGUAAUGUGAGCAAAACCUGGGCUGCCUCCAAGAAAAGGCCUUUAGAAGCACUCCUUCCUCAAAAUUGCCAUUUUCUCUACCCUGUCCACGGGACUCGGUUGCAUUUUGUUUAUUUGUGGCGGACAGAGUAUAGUGUUUAUUCCAUGAAUACUUUUCCAGUCUUCUAAACAAAGCCAUUUCGAAUGCUGUACUAUUCUAUAAACUGUCCAAAGUAUCGACAGUCAUAAAUUUCUAACUUUUGGCUUCUGUGUAAUUAUAAAAAUAACAAUAGUGAGAUCCUCAGUAUCAUUUUCACAUUAGUCCUUGAGAGGCUUUGGCUCAGUACUUUAAAGUAAUUAUUUGGCAUCAGUUGUCACUGUUUUUGACAACUAAUGAAAUAGUAUCUAAAUGUCUUGAUAUUUUAAUCAUUAAAAUGUUUUGGUUCCCACUGCUAACAGGUGCUUGAUGUUUAGCAUAAUGUGGACACUUAAAUUGUUCCUUUACCUAUCAAACUCAACUGGUAAUAGUUUGGGACAACAUGAACCAGUAAAAUUGAUUUUAAGCAACUUGAGCAUGUCCUCAUAUCUUUUCUAACUUUAUGACACAUGAAUGAAUGCAAUUGUCUUUCAGCGAUUUAUUGGUUUUGAAUUUCCUAAGCAUUUUUUUUAAUGGAAAAAAUUUACCACUUCCGAGUCUUUCCCAGUUUGCUUUCACAUUAAGAAUUUGAACCUUUGAAUUACUUCCGGAAGAUCUGUAUAGAUUGCAUUUAUUUUGUAGAGAAAAUGGUAAUUUUCAGCUUUACCCCUACAAAUGUUUGGUUGUUUUUUUGUUUUUUAAAGUCAACAUAAAUACCUGAGUCCUGCUCUCUGAGCAGGUAAAUGAUCCUAAUUGACCUAGUUUUGUAAAUGAACAAACUGCUUUUGCAAAGAAAUGUAUUCUAUCCUAAGUUCUUGAAUGGUAAAUCAGAAAGACUCAAGUUAAUUCAGACUAAGUAUGCUAACAGGAUAGAGGUUUUACAUUGUGCAGUCAAGUUCAGCUGCACCUUUUAAUACUUCAAAUGUGUUGUAUGUAUGGCCCUUAGGAAGACGUUGGCUAUCAUUCAAUUAAGAGACUUAGCUUACGGUUGUUGCUGUACUGGUGUAAGAAAACUUCUACAGUUAAACUCCAGUGUGGUACUCAUCUCGGUAAAUGUAAACUGUACAUUUGUGCAAUGGCUUUACCUUAAGAAUGACUCUUUGUGAAUGCACUUUGUGGCCUUGGGGGGGGGGUGUAGUAAGAGAAGAGAAUUCCAUGUUAAGAUUAUUUUUUUAAACAUUGGUCAUGUAUUAGGCAGAAACAGUGUUCAUAACAUUUUUCUGGGCUUUAGGUAUGUUGUUUUGGAGAUCUUUAAUAAUAAAUGUUUAAGUAUUCUAUGUAUGCUAUAGUAACCUAACAUAGAAAAUUGUAGCAUGUCAUUGCAAGCUUUCUCUGCUGUCACCAAUUAAACACAGUGCCCUCUUAAAUUUCCUUCACCUUCUUAACUUCCUUGUAAUCAGCAGUAACUGGAUGUUUUUGAGGUGCUUUGAUUGGAAUUUAGAAUAUUCCAAUCUAUUUGGAAACCAAAGGCAAAUUCAGUUUCAUUACCUUUGGGAUUAUUCAUAACUUCUAUGGUGAAUUUCAGCUUUGACAUUUAUUAUGAAGAACAUGCCAAAAGUCACAAAAACAGGGGUUUCUAACUUAAAUCUGUAGAGAAAGUCUUCAUCUCUAGUGUUUGCCUCUUCAGGUGCCACUCAUCCUGCCUAACAUAGUGCCAUUUGCCUUGUGAAGAUUCGUAAAUGUUAGUUGUAUUGAAUGUAGGACAGAGACGCUGCUUUAUCAUAAUGAUCUUGGUACCCACAAGUGAUUGGGAAUGAUGUGAAACCAGCGGCUGAGGGGCAUCCUAUUACUGAGUUACAGCAAAUUCAUAACAAGUGUCCUUCAAGGAUGAACAUUUAUUCUAUUCCUUUUGUAUUUAGCAAAUAAAACUUACUUUGACCUUUAGUGCAUUAUAUUUAGCUUUUCAAAGUGAGUUUUAUGUGUGUACUGGAAGGAAAAGAUCUUAGUCUUAGGCUUUGUUUCUUUGUGUGACAACCGGAAAGGAACAAUAUUAUUUUAAUUUGUCUUUUCCCCCCCAAAGCACAGUCUGCUGUAGUUUAUUUUAUGUAUGACAGAUAAUAAUUGUUUUAAACCCUAAAAAUUAUUUAUAAAACUUGUCUCUGAAACAUUUCUUUGGAGAUUUUGUUUUUAAUUGAUACAAAUGUUUUUAAAAAGAAAAGCUCAUACUUAAAGCAUUGGACUCCUUUUUUAAAACGGUGUUUUGUUUUCAUCUAUUUUCUGUCAGAUAACAGUUUAUGUCCAAUAUGGAGGUAGUCAGCACUCUUCAGAUGGGUAUGUACGUUUAUUGUAGAAUCUUCUCAGAAAAUUAAACUGAACUUUUUCAGGUUCAAGCCGUAGGUACUGAAAGAGCAUACUCUCAGAGCAGCAGAAAGAAGUCUGGUACCGGUGGCUCAUAGAAAACAAUUCCCUAAAUUUCAGAGUCCAGAUCAGAGAAUUACCAGCCCUGUGACUGGAGUCCCACACAGUGGUUAUCAAUCCAGGAAAGAACUAUCACCAAAGCCUUCUCCUAAUUUUUAUUACGUAUGUAACUUAGUGGAGCCAGCUUUUUGAUUUGUAUCUUCAAAACCAAGAUAGAAUAUCAUUAGAUUAUGUAAUCCAGCCUUUUGUCUCCUAAAACCUAAUGCCCGUUGUAGAAAAGCAUUAGUAUAUUAGGGCCAGCAGAGUUUGGGUUGAAAAUGGAGUGUUGACUCUUACUGGAGCAUAAACAUGUCAGUAUUUUUAGAUUUGUGUUAAAUCACUAAAAAUACUGAUUUGAACUUGAAGGAUUUAAAUGCUAGAAAUCAAUCUAUCCUUGACUCCCAGCAUUGCCCAUGCCUGUCUUCUGUUUACAUGCUCUUCUGCCCAGGCUGUUGGUAUUAUAGGCACCCUUUGGGGCUGAUAAAUAUAGUAGUUCAGCUUUUUCUUCCUCUGAUGUUGAUCAUGACUUUAACAUUCCUAAGAACAGAGACAGUUCUGAAUGACUUAAAUUGGAAGGAAUUUUAAUUGUAUGAAAACAUUUAAUGUGCUAACUUUCUGCCUACCCAGAUCUCUUCUCUGCCAUGCCCUCACAUUUCUCAUGACGCGGCGAGCUGCUUUUCAUGCCUCCUUUCAGAAACUGGAGAUUCUGGUUUCGCUCUCUUUGUGUUAAUAAACAUUUUGAAUGUGUACCCCUGCAUAUGUGAACAAUUGAAUCUUGACCUUGCAGUCAUAGCUAAAUAAUCAACUUCAAGAGUUGAUAUCUUGACCAUUUAUAUGAGGGUUGCUAUUGUAUUCUGUGUGUAGCUGUAAAUUAUGUGCAUUUACUCUGUGUUUAUGUUAACUAGCUGAAUUUUAUUUGAAUUGUUA